AAUGCAAACAAAACGCCAUUUGGAACCAAAACAAAACACCACCGUUGUCGUUAUAUUUAGCUGAACAGGCUAUGUGUUUAGCGAAGGUUGCAUUUUUGGCGGUGUUUUCUGAAGACAAAGAAUUUAAUUUACGAUUUAGGUGUUUGUGGAUGUAACGUGUUGGAAUGUUCAGAACUCUGUCCUGCAGUGGGACAGGAUAAUGGCAGACCCUGCACGGAUCAAAGUCGACGAGACCACACCUGAAACUACAACCACGUCUUGUAACGAAGAGUGCAUAAAACCAGAGGAAACUGAAGACGCACCCAACAUAGUAAAAUCUCCGACUGAGUCUAAAGAGUCGACUGCUCAGGUUCAGGCCAAACAAGAGGAGAAGGCAGAAAUAGCAGCUGCAGAAGAUGAGGAAGAAGGAACCUCUGACCAACCUCCUUCUAAAAGAAUGAAGGUUGAACCAGAGAAGAAAAAGGAGAAACGCCACAAGGUUGAUGAGGAUGAAAUACAAAAAAUGCAAGUUCUGGUGUCUUCCUUCUCUGAAGAACAACUGAAUCGCUAUGAAAUGUACAGACGUUCUGCCUUCCCUAAGGCUGCUAUUAAGAGGCUGAUCCAGUCCAUAACAGGAUCAUCAGUGUCCCAGAAUGUAGUGAUUGCUAUGUCUGGUAUUGCCAAAGUCUUUGCUGGGGAAAUUGUCGAGGAAGCAUUGGAUGUCUGUGAGAAAUGGGGAGACACGCCACCUCUUCAGCCCAAGCACAUGAGGGAAGCAGUGAGGAGGUUGAAGAGCAGAGAUCAGAUUCCCAGCACCAAGUACAAGAAAAUUGUCUUUCACUGAGUCACAUUUUUCCAAUCACAUGGACAAACAGUGGUAAAUAAUUGGUGCCACCCCAUGCAGAAAAACAUAUCAGGAACACACUGCUGCCAUGUGGCCAGCUAGGCUGAUUUAAUCUGUCAAUGGACUUCAAGCCCGGUGUUAAUAAAUUAUCUGUUCCAUGUAGACAUUUGUGACAUCAGGGCCCUUGUCCAGUUUUUUUUUUCCCUUUCCAGUUGCUACAAAUGAGAAUGGAGUGUACAUGGCCACCUAGAGAAAAGACACAGCACUUUACAUCUGUCAGAGCCCUCCACUUUUUUUCUUUUUUUUGUGGCUGCUUUGAGCGCUUCAAGUUGAAAACCUCAGUUCACUGGUAUCAUAAUGAAAGCGCCUUGUCAGGCAACUAAUCAAAUGUGGCAAAUCUUGCCACCCUGAAAACCAAAAAAAUGGAAGAAGUUUAUUUUUACUGGCUUUGCCUGCUGAUAUCACACAAAAUGCAUCAUAAAAAAAAAUGAGAUUAGACUAAUUGUUUCUGCUAAGGGCGAGUGCUUUUAUCAACGUAUGCAGAAGUCAUCGGUUUUCCAGAAAAAAACGCUUGAGUGCUUUCAUUUAAGAAAGUACUGGGUUCCUGAAAGAGCGCUGGAAUGAAGGGCUUCUUUGCACCCUCUGUGCUUCUACUUGAAACCCCAAACUUGUAAAUACUUGACAAAGUUGUGAAACUUGUAUUAUGGCUGUAAAUACAGUUGUUUUAUGCGAGAU
Thalassophryne amazonica is the source of this 1558-nucleotide messenger RNA. RefSeq names its product TAF11 RNA polymerase II, TATA box binding protein (TBP)-associated factor (gene taf11). The record is from RefSeq and is a predicted model, not a curated record. Gene Ontology annotation, molecular function: protein heterodimerization activity; transcription coactivator activity. NCBI's taxonomy places the organism in Eukaryota, Metazoa, Chordata, Actinopteri, Batrachoidiformes, Batrachoididae. The coding region runs from base 200 to 823 and encodes 207 amino acids. Gene Ontology annotation, biological process: transcription initiation at RNA polymerase II promoter; RNA polymerase II preinitiation complex assembly. The transcript is spliced from 6 exons. Gene Ontology annotation, cellular component: transcription factor TFIID complex; nucleus.